Rhineura floridana is the source of this 1691-nucleotide messenger RNA. RefSeq names its product glutamine amidotransferase class 1 domain containing 1 (gene GATD1). The record is from RefSeq and is a predicted model, not a curated record. Bases 149 to 883 code for a protein of 244 amino acids. The transcript has 8 exons. NCBI's taxonomy places the organism in Eukaryota, Metazoa, Chordata, Lepidosauria, Squamata, Rhineuridae.
CCCUUGUAUCAUCAGUCGCCGGCUCAAAAGGGUCGCUGAUGGCGCCUGCGCAGUGCGAACCCGGCCUGACGAGCGGGCAGGCAGAGCUGAGAAGGGAUAGUACUGAGUUGGAGGCGACGCUAGGCUUCCCCUCCCAGGCCAGGAGCGCAUGAGAAGGCAGCCGCCUGCUUCCGCUUUCACGAGGGGAGCCUCCGCGGCCAGCGCCAUCAUGUCGGAGAGGGUCAGCAAGCCUACGUGCCUCAUUGCGGCUAGCGCGGCUGCGGCAGGUGAGGCAUGGCGAGGUGUAUCUGCUGACUCCUUCCUUCACUCUUUUACUCUGGCAAGCUCUGCUUUUAAUCUGCAGGUUGCUACUCCAGGGGGAAAGUCAAUUGAUUUCACUGGUGUUAAUGAUGCAAACAUACGUUGGAUCCAGGACUUCCGUAUGAAAUCUUAUGCAAAUCCUGCCAAGCUGGAAUCAACUGAUGGUGCCAGGUACCAUGCUUUGUUGAUUCCAGACUGUCCUGGUGCUAUGGUGGAUCUGGCAAACAGUGGUUAUUUAGCUAGAAUAUUGCAGCAUUUCAGCUCUGAAAACAAACCCAUUUGUGCUGUUGGACAUGGAGUUGCUGCCUUAUGCUGUGCCACAAAUGAGGACAAAUCCUGGGUAUUUCAGGAAUACAGCUUAACAGGGCCCUCUGUAUGUGAACUAAUAAGACUGCCUAGUUUUGCCAGUUUGCCCAUUAUCUUUGAGGACUUUGCAAAAGAUUCGGGAGCUAACUUUACUGCCAGCAAACCAGAUGCAGUACAUGUUGUGCUGGACAGACACCUUGUCACUGGUCAGAAUGACAAUUCUACUGUUGCAGCUGUCCAGAAUCUUGUUUUUCUUUGCAGUGGCAGCCGAAAAUGAUGGUGGUACUUGUAAAUGGGAUGAAUACAGAAGACUACUACAGUACUUUGGCUUGAGGAAAUGGAACAGAGAAUUCUGCAGUUUCUUAAAGUUGGAACUGUAAAUCCUGUGAAAGUGUCUAAAUGCGUUGAACCUUAAAUGUUUUUCUGCUUUUUAAAAUAUCGUCUUUUACAUCUUUGGUUAAUACAGACAGUAAGGCCUGCUUAAGAUGUAACAUGCCAAACCUAUGGCUUUGUACUAUGGGAACAAAUGAACCUUAGCAUCACACAUUCCUAUAUCUCCUCUUUCAUAUAUGUAAGGAAGAUUGGUUGAAAUAUUUCUCUUUCAACCACAGAUGUCCAAAUUUUUGCUUGUUUCAACCAUUAUCCUUGCGCAGGCAGGAUCUAUGCUAGGUCUAUAUGGUAAUUAAAUGUGUAGUAAAAUCUGAGAAUGUCUGUUCCUGUUACACUUUCAGCUAAAAGUUUUGAAUUAGGUUUCAGAUCGAAAUUAUUUGAAAUUUACAGUAAGUUUCAGUUCAGUAAACUACAAAAUUGAUUCCCGAUUCUGUGAACUGAUUUUUUUAAUAAGGCGAAGACCAUGAAGAAUCCUAUACACGUAGAAAGUACAAAUGAAUGGAGAAAAAAUAAUCUUAGGGCUUUGGUAACAGUGUGCUGGUUGGUUAAUGCUUUUUUAAAGGUUAUUUUAUUUAAAGGAACUGUAUUAUUUUCCACAUGAUUAUUCAUUGUACAGAAGUCCCUUUUUACUACUACAGAAGAAAGUUUGAAAAGCUGUCUCAGUUGGACUGAAUAAAUAUUUCACCCUGUUAAAA